This is a messenger RNA of Neolamprologus brichardi, 4836 nucleotides long. The record is from RefSeq and is a predicted model, not a curated record. Lineage: Eukaryota; Metazoa; Chordata; Actinopteri; Cichliformes; Cichlidae.
CCACUACGCCGAGGACUCCAUCAGGCCAAAGUGCACCGAACUGAGAGGAGUGUGUGAGGAGAUCAGCUCCACUCUGAGGAGCAAAAAGAGCCUCCUGCUAAGAGCUAUGGAGCUCCACCACGCUCUGGAGGAGGCGUCGCACUGGUGUGAGGAAGGCAUCUUCCUGUUGGCUAACCAGCCAGUGGACCGCUGUCAGUCUCAGGACGGGGCAGAAGCAGCUCUACAAGAACUGGAGCGAUACUUGGAUACAGCAUCCCUGCACACCCUCACUGACCGCAGCGCCAUCUGCUGCCAGUACGAGGCGGUGCUCAACUCUCAGCUCAGGGACCAGAUAGAGAGAGUUUUCCAGAAGCAAAGCUCCGUCCAGGAGAUGUUCGAGAAGAGACGCGUCAGCCUGAAGAAACUCGCCGCUAAACAGACGAGACCAGUCCAGCCAGUAGCUCCAAGACCUGAAGUCAAGUCGCCGCAUUCUUCUCCCCAUCUAGAGAGAAAAGACAGGAGAUACUCUGCUGAUAAUGUCCUCUCCAAAAAGGUGGAGUCUCCUGUACACAACGGUGGCACAAGACAUGCUUCUCUUUCAGAAGAAGAAGAAAACUUGGCAGUGCUUCGCCGUCACGUGAUGAACGAGCUGCUGGAGACGGAGAGAGCUUAUGUCGAGGAGCUGCUGUGUGUGCUGGAGGGCUACGCGGCAGAGAUGGACAACCCUGCCAUGGCUCACCUCAUCCCCAGCAACCUGCACAGCAAGAAGGACAUCCUGUUUGGGAACAUGCCAGAAAUCUACCAGUUUCACAAGAGGACAUUUCUGAAGGAACUGGAAGCACACACUGACUGCCCAGAGCUGGUGGGCCGCUGCUUUUUAGAACGGAUGAAGGACCUGCAGAUCUACGAGGCUUACUGCCAAAAUAAACCUCGCUCCGAGAGCUUGUGGAGACAGUGCUCCGACUGUGCCUUCUUCCAGGAGUGCCAGAAGAAGCUGGAACAUAAACUUGGAUUGGACUCCUACCUCCUUAAACCCGUCCAGAGAAUCACCAAGUACCAGCUACUGCUUAAGGAGAUGUUGAAGUACAGCAAGGGCUGUGACGGUUGUGACGACCUACAGGAAGCGCUGUCCUCCAUUCUUGGGAUUCUCAAAGCCGUUAAUGACUCCAUGCAUCUCAUUGCUAUCACAGGAUAUGAGGGUAACCUGUCAGAGCUGGGUCGUCUGCUGAUGCAGGGCUCCUUCAGCGUGUGGACCGAGCAUAAGAAAGGUCAUGCCAAAGUGAAGGACCUGGCCAGGUUUAAGCCCAUGCAGAGGCACCUGUUCCUGCACCAGAAGGCUCUGCUCUUCUGCAAGAGGAGAGAGGAGAACGGGGAGGGCUACGAGAAAGCUCCGUCUUACAGCUUCAAACACUCCCUCAGUAUGAGCGCGGUGGGCAUCACAGAGAAUGCCAAGGGAGACAACAAGAAGUUUGAGAUCUGGUGCAACUCGAGAGAAGAAGUUUUUAUAGUGCAGGCCCCGACGCCGGAGAUUAAAACGGCAUGGGUGAACGAGAUCCGCAAAGUUUUGACUCAGCAGCUCAAAGCCUGCAGAGAUGCCAGCCAGCAGAAGAGCUCAGACUCUAUGUCCCCAAGUCCCACCAGCAACAACACCACUUCCAUCUCUCUCAGCCCUUUCCGUAGCAGCGGUCAGAAGAACCAGAAGAAGCAGGAGGAGAAGAAGACUGAGCCGGCCCCGACCUCUGACAGCAACUCGUCAUCCUCGCCGAAACACAAAGAGCCGGUGACCAGUCCGACCACUGACAGGUCCUCAGUGGCCAAAAAGCGUUUUACUUUGCAGGGCUUCAGCAAUCUCAAGAGUCCCAAAGGCUCGACUCUGAGCCCUGAGCACAGCUCCAAACGCCACCUGGUAAAGAGCGAUCCCACACCGUUUGGGUUCAAAGGCUGGAACAAGGUGUCUCUCUCAGCGGACGCCUCAGAAGAGAACGAUGGCUACUCCAGCGGCGAGGACCCCAUGAACUCUGACCCCGAGGACGAAGUAGGAAAGAAGCUGGCUCCGGGAAAGUAUACUGUGGUGGCAGACUGCGAGAAAGCGGGACCUCAGGAGCUGUCUGUUAAGAGUGGAGACAUGGUCCAGCUGAUCAGAGAAGGAGAGGAGGGACAGUGGUUCGUAAAGAACCUUCGCACCAGUAAGGAGGGCUGGGUGGCAGCAGCAAACCUCCUCAGCCUCAUCUCAGAGUCCAAGUCAUCUCAAUCACUCAGCAGCUCAGAUGGCAGCGUCUCUGGGAACCUCAGCACUUCUUCCAGCUGCAGCGAGACCUACACCAGCUUCUCCGACAUCAAACCCUGACCUGAGUCAGGUCUUCCCAGCUUUUUUUUUUUUUUUUUUAAAUUUAAAUCACUGCACCUAAAAUCAUUUUGUACAGGUGGAAAAUGCUUAAAAAACAAAGAAGGAAAAAAAGCUGGAGUUUGGUCUGACAGGAGGACAGUCACCCACGUCACAGUUUCUAAAUCCAUCUGAAAACCAAAACUUUCUCUGCAGAUCAACCAGCGCUGGCUAAGUGCUAACUGCCCCCCUUUUUCCAGAGUAUUUAGAAGAACUGCACUGUCAUUUAAAAUUCUUUUUAUAUUCAAAGGUGUCAGCAUGUUGGUAGAAUUUAAGUAUAGAUUUUUUUUUUUUUUUUUUGCCGUUCCUUCGAGCGAGAGGGAAAUAUCAGGGAUAUCUGUCAUUCCUCGGCACACAAGUCAUGUGAUGUAUCACCUCCUGCGAGGCCUUCUUUAAAGCUAAAUGUCCGCAGUCUAAUAACUGACUGAACAGGCAGUCCAGGCCUAGUGAUUAUGUAGCAUUAAUGUGGAGAGGUUAGAAAGGACAUCUGCACUAAACGCGCCGUCUGCAGAGGGGACAGAACUGCUGGUUAGUCGAGCCCCUUCAAGUCGACGACGACAUCGCAGCACGGCAACAGAUUCUUGUGCAGGAGGAUGUUAUGUAGACAAACACCAUCAGACCCCCGAUAAUGCUGGCUUUGGUGUCAGUCGCUGAUCGCACACUGUGAAAAGUAGCAGGCGGCCGCAAGAGGACAAAUGCUUUCAGUACAUCUGGGAGGAAAAGUGAGCAGGUUGAUUGCGUGCAGGCGUUUUGUGUUGUUGAAGCUACUAAAGAACGCUGUAUUCCUCACACAUGGAUAAUGAGCUUCCCUUAAAAGCUGUUUUUAUGAUAUUAAGAACCGCACGCAGUCACUAGGUGAAUGUCAACAACAGUACAACCUGGUGGUCAGGUGUCUUGCACUUCAUUCUAAGUGAAUUGUUUUCCUCCUUUGAGGGAUUGAGCAACCCGCCAGUGCACUGCUCUGGAUUUUUACCUCUCAGGAAGACGUUUCUGUAGGCAGACGGGUGUGACUGCAUACCUGUCUUUGUGUCUGUGUGGGUGCGCGCGCACACUCACCUGAUUGUUUGUGUUGACAACAGACAGCAGUUCGAUCAGAGUUUUUCAGACACAUGUGCAGCCUCUGCUCAAACAGCCGUCGCGGCCCGAAUCUCAGUGUUCUGAAUGUGUGUCUGUUUUUUUUGUGUCACCGUGCUCACCUAUCUUUGGUCUGCACCGCAGCAACAAAAGCAGGCUUUGUCCCCCUCCUCCCCCCCUCCUCUCUGUGCAACCAGCCCUAUUCAAGCAUGUGACAGUAGCUGCUUCUCCACAAGCUGGGUUAAUAAUACCACGGCCCGGACCUGCUCGACAUGUUUGCACCUCCGGCCUGAGAGCAAUACUUUGUGUACUUGACACCAAAAUGUAGCUGAGUAAACGUCACAGUUAAGUAACUAGUUUAGAAAAUGUGAUACGUCCACUGUUCUGAUGUAGAUUGAUGCCAACCGCCUUUGACGACCAGCUGUUCUGCACGCAACCUCUGAAGCCUGUGCUAUUCUGAACACUGAAUGACACCUUCCUUUUUAAAUGUUUUUUAAAUAUAUAUCCCAGGAUUUUUACUGUAUCCACGAGGUACACUGUAAAACAAUCUCUCCUUUUUCCACCUGCGUUGUUGAAUGUGUGACACUGUUUCAAACAGGAAACCAGCUUGUCCACCUGCUCGACAAAGCCAUGAUUAGCAGUUUUUUUUUUUCUUUGAUUUUUUUUCUUAAUUGGACUAAAAUCAGUGCUUGUGAUCGUGAUUGGCUUCUCAAGAACUUGCUGAGAAGCACUUUUUUUCUUUUAAGAUCCUCCCACUGAACGUAAAGGAAGAGGAAACAAACCAGUUUACAGGCCUUUCGAUGUCAAACUGUGAGCUAAACUGUGGCUUGCAUAGCUGUGCGUCCACGUGCUGAGAAAUAAAUGUUACACUUGUACAGAUGUGUCCUCUUAUACCUCACACUGUUCCCCCUAAAGAGCAUGUAUAUUGUUAAGAGGAGUCUCUCUCUAUCUCUCUGUAUAUCAUCACUCUGUGUGGCAUGUACUUCAUAAGCCCCAUGCUGUAAACCUCCUGGAGAACUAUUUUUUACCUGUUGUACAUUGUGAGAGUUUAUAUUCUGCCCUCUUGAGAAAGCUGACAUGGGCACUAAAGUCGUCAGGGUUUUUUUGUUUUUGUUUUUUUUUUGGUCACCCAAAUAAAAUCUUACCGUGUAAUUUGUACUUUUUCGACUCAGAGGCCGGAGACAUGAGAAAGGAUUCUAUUUUUUAAGUUUGUUUUUAUGCAGCACAUUGCAGCACCCACUGUCUUUAUUUUCCUAUUGCACAUCUACUGAAUAUGCUGUUGAUAUAACAGCAUAUUACGAUUUAAAACUUGUUACAAGACAUAUCCAUGUACAUUUGUAAAUAUGUAAUUCUGACUUGUAUGUAAAUUGAAAAGCAGCUUUAAUAAAGUCUGAAAUGGU